AUGUAUUUACUAAUAGGACUUUUAGCCAUCUCCUGCUGUUCAUGCUGCUACGGAUUUUGCAGUCGGCUCGACGGCGAUUCCUUAGCGUCUUUCAACCAAAGCAUCUCAGCCGCGCCGCCGUUAAAUUGGUCGUUUUCGACGGAUUGCUGCACAUGGGAAGGAAUCGGUUGCGAUCGAUCGGGGAGGGUCACCGAUCUUUGGCUCCCGUCGAGAGGCCUCGUCGGGAGCUUAUCAAUUUCAAUGCAAAACCUCAGCAGCCUUAAAAGACUCGGCCUUUACAACAACCGGCUCUUGGGCCCUCUUCUCGAGGUAUUCUUCUCGUCGUUUAAUCGUCUGCAAGUUCUUGAUUUGAGCCGUAAUCAUUUAUCGGGAGAAUUCGGAGAAUCCGAUAAGUUGCCCAUUGCGAUCAGGGAACUGAAUUUAUCGAGCAAUAUCUUUCGCGGGACGAUCAGAUCGUCGUUUUUCGAUCAAGCAUCGAGCUUGAUAGCAUUCGACGCGAGCAACAAUAGAUUCUCCGGGUCUAUCCCGUCGUCGCUCUGUAGAUUCUCGUCGCUUAUGCGUCUGGUCGAUUUCUCCGACAAUGAUUUCGACAGCUCGAUUUCUAGAGAUUUCGGUCUCUGCUCGAGAUUAUGGAGUCUACGAGCAGGCUCAAAUCGUCUGUCCGGAGGACUGCCACCGGACAUUUAUGGGUUACGGGAGUUGCAAGAACUUUACGUUCCCGAAAACGAGCUAUCGGGACAGAUCGACGGUAGGAUUUCGAACCUCAUAAGCCUCAAAGGCCUCGUCUUGUACGGUAAUGUCCUAACCGGUGCGAUACCUCGGGUUAUCGGGAGGCUCGUGAACUUGGAAGCGUUGUUUCUUCAUGGAAACCGAUUAACCGGCGAUAUCCCGCUGUCGCUCGCCAAUUGCACCAAACUCGAAAUAUUGAAUCUUCGAGUUAACAACCUUGAAGGCGAGCUCGCGAAAUUUGAUUUCUUGAAGCUCGUUCACCUUAAAUCGAUCGAUCUCGGGAAUAAUUUCUUCACCGGAAGCUUCCCCGAAAGCCUCUUCUCGUGUAAGAAACUAUCCGCGAUUCGUUUGUCGACACAUAACCUAAGCGGAAUGAUCCCUCCGGGGAUAGUCUCGUUGAAGUCAUUGUCGUUUCUCUCGAUCUCCAACAAUAGCCUCGUCGAUGUAAAUCGUGCUAUUAAAAUCCUCUCCGGAUGUAAAAAUCUUACCAUCUUACUCCUGUCGAAGAACUUCUAUGGCGAAAAAUUGUCGAGCGAUGAAAACUUGAUCGUCUCACAAGGAUUCCGGAAUCUCCGAGUGUUAGGCUUCGGCGGGUGCGGACUUUCCGGUCCGUUUCCGUUGUGGCUAUCGGAUUUACCUAAUCUCGCGGUUCUCGACUUUUCGUAUAACUACAUGUCGGGAUCGAUUCCCGGGUGGGUUGGAAAUCUUCCGAACCUUUUUUACCUCGUUUGGUCGAGUAAUAAUUUUUCGGGAAACUUUCCGGUACAACUUACCGAAAUGCCGAGACUAACGUCCUCGGAAAUUCGAGAUCAUGCCGAUAAAAACUACUUAGAGCUGCCGGUGUUCGUCAAGAGUAACAUGAUCGAUCUUCAAUACAAUCGACUAAGUAAUCUCCCGCCGAGCUUAUAUUUAGGUAAUAAUACGAUCACCGGAACCAUCCCUGUCGAGAUCGGCCGGCUGAAGCUUCUGAUAAACUUGAAUCUCGGAAACAAUAAUUUUUCCGGCAGCAUUCCGAGCUCGAUUUCUGAUCUGACAAAUCUCGAAAAAUUGGACCUUUCGGGUAACCGUCUCUCCGGCGAGAUUCCAGGAUCUCUCCGGAAUCUUCAUUUCCUGUCUAGUUUUAAUGUCGCUAAUAAUAACCUCGAAGGGAUGAUACCGUUUGGAGGGCAAUUCGAUACAUUUCCGAACUCGAGCUUUGAUGGAAAUCCCGAGCUGUGUGGUCGAGCCGUGCUGCGCGCCUGCGGCGCGAGCGACGAACCCGACGGAAAAUCCGAACCGAAAUCGAAAUUGAAAUCGAAGGGCGGGAACAGGAUCGUCAGUUGGAUUGGGUUUGAGGUCGGUUUUGUAGUUGGGUUCUUUCUCAGUUUGUUAGCAACGGUUAAAUUCUUUCCGUUGUAAAUUCGAAUGAAUGACGCCAACGGAUAAACAAAUAAAUAUUUGAUAUUAUGUACAUAGUUAAUCGAUUAUAUGGAAUUUUUUUUUUUUUUUUUGACAUAAUUACAUGUGUGUAUAUGUAUAUAUAUUUGAUCGAUGUAUAAUUUAUUUUUCA
This is a messenger RNA of Andrographis paniculata, 2278 nucleotides long. Its product is annotated as receptor-like protein 2. The transcript has a single exon. The coding region runs from base 1 to 2127 and encodes 708 amino acids. Lineage: Eukaryota; Viridiplantae; Streptophyta; Magnoliopsida; Lamiales; Acanthaceae. Gene Ontology annotation, molecular function: protein binding. The record is from RefSeq and is a predicted model, not a curated record.